AUGAUUAAAUUUGAAUUAAUUAAAUCAAUAAAUGAUUUAAAUCAAAGAGGUUUAUUAUUGGGAUCAAAAUGGUCAUCAGAACAACUAAAUGGAUUAUCACCAAAAAUAUUAAAUCAAGUAUGUGACCCUGAGGAAGAGAAGAAGCAGUUCGAUUUUAAUAGCAAUAAUAUAGAGUCAUCUUCGCCUCCAAUCGGAUCCAACGAACAUUUAAAAUAUUUAUUAGCAAAGAGUUAUUUUGAUUUGAAAGAAUAUAGAAGAUGUUAUGAUGUAUUGGUGAAUUGUAAAUAUCAGUUAAAUAUAUUUCUUAGAUCCUAUUCCUUAUUUUUAGCACUAGAAAAAAGAAAAGAGGAGGAUAUAAUAGAACAACAAAAUCAAAAACAACAGCAACAGGCACAACAGCAGCAAGCACAACAACAGGCACAACAACAAGCACAGGGGCAAGAUCUAACAAACCCAGAUAAUAAAAACAGUACAAACAAUAAUAAUAAUAAGUUUAAUAAUGCAAGACAAGUUUUAAUUGAAUCUGUACAUAAAUACCCAUGUAAUUGGUCAGCUUGGUGUGAUUUGGCAACUAUUUGCUCUGAUUCAGCCGAUAUAGUGAUGCAACUCUCCCUACCAAACCAUUUUAUGAAGGAUUUCUUUUUGGCACACUUUAAAUUAGAGCUACAGCAAAACAACGAAUCAUUACAAAUCUAUCAAUCACUUGUAAAGACUUUUUCAAAUUCAACCUAUAUUUUAGCGCAAACCGCUAUUGCAAAUUAUAAUUUACGUGCAUACGAUGUUGGUGAAGAGAUAUUCGAGAGGUUAAUAGAGCUGGAGCCAAGCCGUUUAGAAAAUAUCGAUAUCUACAGUAAUAUUCUAUAUGUUCGUGAUAAAAAAGCAAGUCUCAGUAUGUUGGCACACAAGGCUAUGAAAAUCGAAAAGUAUUGUCCAGAGACAUGUUGCAUCAUUGGUAACUAUUACAGUUUAAAGUUGGAGCACGACAAGGCGAUUAUGUACUUUCAGAGGGCAUUGAAUUUGAAUGAUCGUUAUCUUUCAGCAUGGACCCUUAUUGGGCACGAGUUUUUAGAAAUCAAGAAUGUAUCAGCCGCCAUCAAUGCCUAUAGAAAAGCGGUCGAUAUUAAUCCAAGGGUACUACAGAGCUUGGUAUGGUCUAGGUCAAACUUAUCAACUAUUAAAACUACCACUCUACUCUUUAUAUUACUUUAA
Molecule: messenger RNA, 1209 nt
Organism: Dictyostelium purpureum
Lineage: Eukaryota; Evosea; Eumycetozoa; Dictyosteliales; Dictyosteliaceae
Exons: 2
Coding region: 1-1209 (402 amino acids)
Biological process (GO): cell division
Cellular component (GO): anaphase-promoting complex
Molecular function (GO): protein binding
Source: RefSeq, a predicted model, not a curated record